Penicillium salamii is the source of this 723-nucleotide messenger RNA. Lineage: Eukaryota; Fungi; Ascomycota; Eurotiomycetes; Eurotiales; Aspergillaceae. The record is from the annotation of a GenBank genome assembly.
AUGGCCGAUAUAUCACACAGCCCAAUGCCCGAAGACCCCAGACGUUACCACAAGCUAGGAGCUCAAUAUCAGAAAUGGAUUGAUGAUCCCAGUUCAAAGGGCUGCAAGGUAGCAACUGCAACACUGACCAGGGAAAGAAUGCUCGAUCAACCUCCUGGGUCGGCUCUUUGGCUAAUGGAAGAGGAAUUCCUCACCGGUGCACCAAAAGAAGACCUUGAGGGUGGCGAUCCAGUAUCGAUGAACAUUACACUGGAAAGGGUAUAUGUAGAGACAGUCGUGACUAACAAAUCAAAAAUGAUGGGACUGUGGCUAAAGAACACAUACCAUCACAUCAUGGGGCCCGGAAUCAUCAUUGCUGCGAAUAUUUCCAGGAAAUGUGGCCCUCACUGGAAUGAAAUUGCCCAAGCUCUCUACGACGCUACUUUCAAAAUUCAAACCCUGAGACACAUCGUAUUUACCGAUGUAGUCAACUUGGAAACGGCAGGGUAUGUUGAGAAUGAGCUUUACCCCAAGUGCCGCAACAACAGCGAAAGAUUUUGCCUGGAACUUCAGUACGAUACCCCAGAAUACCAGAAGAUACUAGGCACAUCUCUAGGCAAGGCUGCGGCUUGUCUUGUUCUAUCUACUUUCCCUAGAGGUACCAUGCGUAUCUCGCGCGCCCUCACUUGGCGAUCUAGGUAUGGUUCUGUGACAGUUCGGUUUGAUAUUAUCCCUGCUCGGUGA